Leptosia nina is the source of this 2463-nucleotide messenger RNA. The record is from the annotation of a GenBank genome assembly. Lineage: Eukaryota; Metazoa; Arthropoda; Insecta; Lepidoptera; Pieridae.
AUGAAUAGAACCGCAGCGUCAAGUCCAGAAUAUUUUGCUCCAUGGCUCCUUGGCAUGUUCCAAUCUUUCUCACUGUGUGCAACUUGUAUUUCCAUGUUGGGCUGCUAUAGAAGGGGAAAGCGAGCUGCUGACAAGUUCGACAGAAAAAGUCCAACAAGACCCAUUACGAAAAGAGCCCAUUCGUUCAGCCCCACUAAUCUUAGGCCACGGCAAAUGCAAAAGAGAUCAAUAGAAAAAGUAAACACAGAAAGUUAUACACCAGAAAGUGCUUCUGCCCCUGAAAAGUUGAAUGCGAUGAUGGAUAAGUCCCAACACAGCAUUUACCAAGAACCAGAAAAAGACGUUGCCAUGCCACAUUGCUUGGUGACAAAGGCGCUUCGUGCGUUAGCUACAAAAAAGAGAGAAUUUAUGAAAUUACGGAAGUCUCUACUUCACCAACAGAACUCCUUGCUGGAACAUUUCGCCUCGUUAAAAGAGCUAGAAUCGCGGGCUGGAAUACACGACGAGUCUUUAGGAGAGAUUCGCAUAAUGUCGCUGCCUGGAUGGCCAGCGCAUGACAUUCUGCUGUUGCUGAGAGACGACUUCGAAGCGCCACUUAAACUUGACAGCAAUGGUUGUUUAGGUACGCAGGUGAUGCAGCAAUUACAAGCCCAACUCGGCACAAUACCUGAACAGGUAUUGACAAUGGGAGCGGAGAUCAUGGCUCGUCGCAUCGAACUGCUGAAUCUUCUGAGAUGCAAACAUCGCUGCGAUCGAUCUACUUAUCACACGAAUUUGGAAUGGAAAACAAAAAAUAGCGAGUUUGACAACGAGACGGAACGUCUGCACAGACUCGUCGCUGGAACGGCAGAAAACUUAAAGGAGAAGAUUACUUAUUCGAUUGAUCUAGCAAAAUUGCCCUGGGUAGAUAGAGAGAACUUCGCUAAAAAGAUUGAACGCUUACAAAAAGACAACUCCAUACUUCAAAUGAAAAUCGAAGAGUUAUUGAAAAAGGACAGAGUUCCUAAUGAGGACGAUAAAAGUGACAAGCCCACAGAAAGGGCGCCCAACUAUCAAACUAUAUGUGAUGAACUAGCAAGAGAGAAGUCAGCUAGAGAAUCGUUGAAGGAAGUUGUAUCGGCCGCAGAAAGUAUGCUGCGUGUGGCCAGAGCUCGAAUUGCCACCUUGGAGAAACAGUUGAAAGACACUCGAGCUGAAGUUGAAACGGCUCGUAAGAAGCAUAAGGACUUAGAGCAACUUUAUCGACAUCGGGAGUCAAGUUACGAUGCACGUUCAAGGAAGCUAUUGGAGGUAUCAAAAACUGGAGAAAUGACCAUUGAAGCUUUGUCACGGCAACGCGACGCUUUGGAACUGAGAGUGAAAGAAUUGCGAGAGGAAGCGGCAGCAGCGGAGAAGGAAGCAGCGGCCCGUGAACUGGAACAAAAGACACGCAACGAGACGCUGCAGGCGAAGGUAGCAGAACAGGAAAGAAAUCGAAAAUUUGCCGAAACGAACGUGGCUGAACUAGAAGGACGUGUAAAGGAUCUUGAAGAACAAUUGCGAAGUUUACGAGAUAAAUCGAUGCGUCUCGUUGAUUUAGAACGACGGCGUUGCUUAGAAUACAUACCAACUAAAGAAAACGAACCGUCUGACAGAGAAACCGAAAUUUGGAAAGAAUUGCAAGUGACUCGCGUAGCUCUAUCUCGAGCUGAAGACGAUCUUCGGCAAGCUAGAGCGGAUAAGGAGAGCUUUUUAAACUCACUUUCAAGGAUUGCGCAAGAAGAAGGAGCGAACAAGAAUGACAAAUUGGCUACUGAAUUACUCAGCAGGGAACAGAAGAUAUGUGCUUUACAACGCGUUAUUGAGAGUCAGCAGGAGAACGAAAAGAUUAUGGAACAGAGCAUGACCGAAUAUGAAAACCAGCUCGCAGCUAUGCGACUAGAAAUAAAGAAGCUGCGAAAUUAUGACUGCUAUUCGAAAGAUGUCACGUAUCAAGAUUUACAAACAGAGCUGCUAGAAAUGCAGAUGCAAGUGGAAACCUUGACACGAGAGCGUUCCGCGUUAGUAUCAGCUGCUGCAUCAAGAGCACUGAUGCUGGAGCGUCAUGAACGUGCUGCGGACUUGUUCGCACGGAUGACCAGAGCUCGAAGGAGCCUGGCUGCUCACUUGGAUGGGCAUACUGACCCACCUGAUAAUGAUGUCUCCGCUUAUCCAGAAGUAUCCCGUUCAUUGACAUCAAUGUGUUCUUACGCGGCUGAUACCUGGUCAGCACUAAGAGCAGAGCGUUCAAGGGUAAUACGUCUGGAGAGUGCUGUCUUAGCACAAAGCUUGCAACUAGGAAGAGAAGGCCGAGUGAGAACCCAAUUGGAGCGCCGUCGAGCACUUUUGGAGCGUGAAAUUUUGCGAGUGCGGCAUAGUACUGGGUCAACAUCACCACGAGUCAGCUACAAUAAUAACAAUAAUUCAGCCCUGUUCUUUGAAUGA